Messenger RNA from Guillardia theta CCMP2712, 885 nucleotides. RefSeq lists its product as hypothetical. The coding region runs from base 1 to 885 and encodes 294 amino acids. The transcript has 8 exons. Lineage: Eukaryota; Cryptophyceae; Pyrenomonadales; Geminigeraceae. The record is from RefSeq and is a predicted model, not a curated record.
AUGCCGUUAUGUCCCUUCCCGGGCAUCAACACUUCCCUCCUCUCUGCCUCCUCCUCUAACUCCCUCCGGCAAGGCGUCAGGACCUUCACGGCAACAGCAGCAAGAUGCUUUGCAAACUCAGCGCUCAGCAAGGAUUUAGGAGAGCUAGGCGAUCUGAAGAAGACGGAGAUGCAGGAAAGACUAAAGGCGUUAGGCGCAAAGACAACAGGGAACAAGGACGAGCUGCUUUCACGUCUCAAAGGACUCAUGGACAACAUGGAAACAUCUGCGUUGAAGAAGAAGGCGAAGGAUGCUCUGAAGAAGCGUGUAGAAGAGGAAGAAGCAGCGGCAACAGAUUUGAUCGCGACGAAAGCGGUACAACCAGCCAAGAAGUCUCGAAAGAAGGCUUCCAAGAAGGAUGCUGAUGAACACCUUAUACAAAACCCCCACCUGAUCCCGCCCGAGGAGUUCGAAAACUACAAGAAUGUCUUCAGCAGGGCAGCGAAGAAGGAUCGCAAGAAAGACGCUGACUCGCUCUACUAUGCUACGAGGAACCGCCCUAUGAUCUCAAGGCGUCUUGUGCGCAACUUGUACAAACGCUGUGUUCGGAGUGCGCAGCGAUGUCCCCAGGCGCCAUGGAGGAAGACGAUGCAUGACUACGUGCGCAUGAAGUUCCGCGAGAGGUCAAACGACGACUUGAUGGUCCGGCUAACGGCUGGCGAGAUCGAGCUGAAGGAGAUGGAGUAUUAUCAUUCCUGUAGGGAGAAGAGGGAAGCAGAGAAAGCUGCGAUGGAGGGAGGAGAGGUGAAGGAGAAAAAGGGGAGAGGAAAGGGGAAGAAUGGAGCAAAGUUGAUGAAGGAAGAAGAGGUGAAGGAGACCGAAGAGGUGCAGGAAGAUCUCGACUAA